Molecule: messenger RNA, 1773 nt
Organism: Ilyonectria robusta
Lineage: Eukaryota; Fungi; Ascomycota; Sordariomycetes; Hypocreales; Nectriaceae
Exons: 1
Coding region: 1-1773 (590 amino acids)
Source: RefSeq, a predicted model, not a curated record
AUGUAUCCUCAUUACAUUCCCAAUGCGCGACCAAUUGACGCUGCAACGCCCUCUCCGGAUGAUACAACCAAUAGCUACGCCCAGAAUGACCAAGGUGACAACAAUGCGGGCGACAACAAUGCGGGCGAGAACCAUGCGCGCGAGAACGACAGCCCCUUCCUUGAGAACGUCCAGACUAGCCAACCUCAAGACACGGACACGGACACGGACACGGACACGGAGCCUCCGGAUGGCGACGAGCAAGACGAAUGGAGUCCGUCGACACGCCGGCCGAGUCUCAAGGAGAGCCUGAAGCGCGUGUGGGCCACCAACACUUUGAUACGACUGACCCUCGAGGCAACCCUCGCGGCCCUUUGUCUCUGCUCCAUCGUCGCGCCCAUCCUGCCUCGCUCUGCACACGGGUUGGUGCCUUCCGGCGUUUACGUGUAUUAUGAACCCCUGGCACUCUACGACGACGUCAUAGCCAUGGCCGAGACGUACGCGACGGCGGCGUACCCGCUGCUCCAGAGCGACGACGGCGACUUGUUCAAUCGGCUGCAACACGACGCCCUCGCUCUGUGCCUAGAGCUAUAUUCGCGGGCUGACAUGUGGACUCCUGAUGGCGGCCCCGUCGUGACCAAGAACAAGAUAGCUGUGUUCAUUCGGCGAAAUGCUCGCUUCGACGAGGACGUCGGGGUUGACACAUUUGAACAGGGUGAUGUCGAUGUGUGUGCCUUGUGCACUUAUAUCGACGGCACAAUCAGGCGGUCUCAAUCUUUGUAUUGGCAAGGCCUCGAGUUGUUUGCAUGGCGCUUCGAUUCAGUCAGAUUUCUCUGGGGUUUGGGAGACGUCUUAAAUCGCAGUAUUGAGGAGAACAAGGCGUCACGAGCCGACAGUAAAGCAUUGCCUUGGACAUCUUUCACUACGGUCAGACGAAGAUUCGAAUCUAUAUGGGUUAAAAUCAAGGAGCUGUCACUCUGGUCUGCAGACAGCAACCAACCCAAGACAGUCCAGGCUAUCCGCAACCUCCUCACCUCAAACACCAGUUUCGCAGCAGGCAAAUUCAGCACCAAGCCACGCGCAGACCUUUCCUCGCUUAAGACAAAGCUACUCGAGGCUGACAAGGCGCUCGGCAAGCUGGGUCACAUCGCCGAAGACGUCGUCGUCCGGUCCGUCGCCGCCGCUCCAGUCCCGUCGGGCCACCUGCGCAGGGUUUCCCACGACGAGGCCAGAAUGAUGGCCGAAAUAAAGAAUAUCUCCCAGGCCGCGUUACGUGUGCGGGAAGCCCGCGUCAACGUCCCUGGCCUCCUCGCAAAGCUAGACGCCGUGACAGCUAUGAAGGACGCCGUGCUCGGCUGCGAGGCCGCAUGGACUCAGCUUAUAGGGGAGCUUAUAUCUGCGUCAGAUAUGCCGCCGGGGGUUGCGCUCCCUGGCUCGAGAUAUGUCUGGACAGAGAGCGGGUGGAUGACGAGGCGAUCACGAGGCGAGAGAGGGCGGCCUAAUUCGUCCAAGAGCAUCGGGAUCUGUGCUGACUUGAAGGAGAGGCUGCGGAAUCUACCCGGCAGACACGAUAAGGUAGACGACGUCAACGAGGUGGACGACGUCAACGAGGUGGACGAUGUCGACGAGGUGGACGAUGUCGAUGCUUACGAUCAUAACGAUCAGGACAUGGCCGAUGCCGUGGUACUAUUCAUGCCGGAUCCUGCCAUGGUGCUACCAUUGGCGUAUGAGUCGUGGUGGAAUUGCGACUUGUUGCGGGUGAGGCCCCGGAACAACACGGAGUACGAUGAUUGA